Molecule: messenger RNA, 393 nt
Organism: Rotaria sp. Silwood2
Lineage: Eukaryota; Metazoa; Rotifera; Eurotatoria; Philodinida; Philodinidae
Source: the annotation of a GenBank genome assembly
AUGGAAAGAAGUAAAUUGAAUGAACAAUUACAAAUUGCUGUUAAAAAGCUACUUGACAAUCCAAAUGAUGGUAAAAUUAUGGGAGAAAUAAAUAGUAUUCGUAUUAAACUUAUAAAUUCAUCAGAAAUUGUGAAUUCAGAAGUAGCAACAAUUAAUUCACAAUCAUUGAAUGAUGCACAACAAUCAUCAAAUAAUAAACAUUUACCUGAAAAUCAUUCACAAGUAUCAUCAACUAAUCUAGAAUCAUCAAAUAAUGAACAUUUACCUCAACAUAAUUCACAAGCAUUAUCAGCUAAUCCAGAAUCAUCAAAUAAUGAGCAUUUAUCUCAACAUGAUUCACAACAAUUACUUCAUAAUGAUCAAAACCAUUAUCUUCAAAUUGGUAAGCUAUAA